Molecule: messenger RNA, 2347 nt
Organism: Phasianus colchicus (ring-necked pheasant)
Lineage: Eukaryota; Metazoa; Chordata; Aves; Galliformes; Phasianidae
Source: RefSeq, a predicted model, not a curated record
UGCCAGCAAUGUCCUGGUGGCUCUGGCCCGGACACACUUCAGCUUGGUGAUGGCUGAGCUCCAGAGCCACCUGAAGGCCACACGGGAGAUGUCUAAGGACUUUGUGCUCGUGACCCUGGGCAAACUCUUCAGCACCUAUGCUCCACAGUGCAUCUCCUUUGUGUGGCUGACGCUGGCUGGCCUGCGCAGUCUGGUGGGCCAGGUGAGGAGCGGCCAAACCCUGCGCAUCGCUUGUGCUGUUGUGAAGCAGUGGAUGGAGGGAGUCAAGAUUCACCGCCCCUGGCCUGCCACAGAGAAAGAACAAAUCUAUGAGAAUCUUCACCAGCUCUUCUUCUCUGUGGUGAGGAACUGGCAGGACUGCCAGGAGGAAGAGGACAAACAGGCCGUCCUCGGGGCUGUGGCUGCCAUGUUGGCUGUCCUCCUGCAAGAGGAGCUGCCCCGAGAGCAUGUCUGGGAGCAGCUCCUCUGGCUCGUGCACCCAUGUCAGGACGUGCAAGACACCUGCAGGAUGGCCAAGAGCCUUCGUAUGUUCCUUGAGGCCUUAGAGGAAGUUCAAUCUGUCAUCCCUAAGGACAAGUUUCUGGACGUCACCAGUGCUGUAUUCUACCAGCUAUAUGACGAUGCCAAGCAGCACAGCGAGGCUGACAGAGCAGAGCUGACCCACUGCAUCAUGCUGCAGGCCCAAAUCUGCCCAGAGGAAACAGUCCUGUUUCUCCAGGCGCAGCUGGGUGAUGAGUGGGAGGCUGGAUGCGUGGCAGCCCUGGGUCUGCUUGGUGCUCUGGCUCGCUCUGAUGAGCCCAUAAUGACAGAGAAGCUGCCCCAGGUUGUGGAGGUUGUACAGCAUUUGAGCAGCGACACCAGGCCCCAGGUGAGGAGGGCCACUCUGCAUUUCGUCAGUGACCUGCUCAGUGCUAACGCCUGGAACUGCUCAGCCUGGGAUGUGGUGGGGCACAUCUUCAGUGAGUUCAGCCGCACCACGAGAAGAAGGGCAGUCGGAAACCUUUCUGCCCAGGAAGCCCAAGAAGAAGGAGCACUCCAAGAGCUGUGCAUGGACAUCCUGGCGUCACUGGACGUCUCUCAGAGAGGGAUGUCCAAACUCCUGUGGCCACGGCUGCUGCUGUACGUGGUGCCAGCCCAGUACACCGGCAUGCUGAUCCCAAUCUCCCACCGCAUUCGAGCCCUGGCUGAGAGAGGGGACCUGACAGGGCAAGAGAUACAAGAUCUGGAUCCCCAUUUCCUCAGUUCCUUGUUUCAAGGCCCACUGCUGACUCCCCAGAUGCUGCUGGCACGCCUGUUGGUGGUGGCAGGGAGCCCUUUUGCAGGCAGCGAACUCCAAGCUGCUGCCUUGCUGCUGAUGCAAAACCUCCAUAGCAGAAUCCACAGAGCUGUGGGGGCCAUGUGGGCUGUUGAGAUCCCCCUGCUGCUGCAGUGCCUCAAAGGGAAAGAUGAGAGCUUCCCAGAUGCUGCAGAGUGGGAUCACCGUCUGCUAAAGUUCCUGAGGGCAUCACUGGACACCAUGGAGGAUGAGGCCUGGACCAAGGCCCUGAGCUGUGAGCUGAGCCGGAGGCUGAGCAGCUCCCCCAGCAGCUCUGGAGAAAAGUCUUUCUUGUACAAGGCUCUGGGGACCGUUCUGGGAGCUUGUAAGGAAGUCCUCCAUGUCCAAGAGAAGCUGCUGCAGCACCUGGAGGAAGCAAAUGCAGAGGAAACAUCUGAGGCCCAGGGGAUGAUCUCUCUUCUUAGCCAUGCUGCUGAGAGUAACUUCCACACAGUCCUGGACACACUCACUAUGUUUGCGUCCAGGCUGUGCAAAGGCUGUAAUGGGAGGAUUUCCAGGCUCAAGAAGGUGGAGCUGGACAGCAAGAGAGCUCAGGCGACACGCAGUGCUCUCAUCCUCGCCCAUGGCAGCUUGGCACUGCAAGCCUCCAAGGAACAGCUGCUUGCCCGCCUGGAGGGGGACAUCGUGGGCAACAUCCUGCUGCUGUACAGCUGCAGCUGCCAGGACUUGCAGAGCAAGCUUGCGCUGGUGCAGAGCAUCACUGACUUCAGCUCUGCUUUCCAUGCUGUGGGUGGCUCUGCCUGCUUUAACACCUCUUUGAAGAGCAAGCUGCUGGAGAUUCUGAUGGACUUGCUGAAGAAGUAUUACUUGGGCACCCCUGUAUCCCCAGUGCCCCUGAAGGUGGUUCUGGCCCUGGAGCAGUUGAGCAAGCUGAAGCCCUCUUUAGGAAGCAAGGAUGUACGUGAAAUGUUGACUCUUUGCUUCAAGAACAUUGUGUCACACCCUUCAGCGGAGAUGAUGCUGAAGAUCAGGGAGUCACAUCAAGCAGCACGGUACCUGCAGCUUCUGCAA